CUUCAUGCGAAUUUUCCGCCUUCGCUCCACUAGCGCCACUAGCGCGCUAGCGCAUUGACGCCGCAGCCGCGAGCUCUGCCAGUAGUUGACUAUCAGUGGUAGACAGUGGGGCGCGAGGAGUGGUUUCGUGAUCGGAAGGAUUAAAGUUUCAGAGGCAACUCGUGUAAAUCCUGAAAUUGAAAGGUAUAUUUUAAAUUAUCACCAUGUACCCGUACCAUGAACUGUUAAGCCAUAAACAGUGUUGUCCUUUGGCCCACACUGGAGAAUGUAUGGACGUCCUGAAACAACAAAUCGUACCAUAUGAUGCAUGCUCUCCUCUGAUCGAAGCAUCAAGAACGGGGCAUAAAGAGAUGGUACAGAUGCUUCUGUCACUGGAAAUAAAACCCAACUUGGAAGAGGAAGGAACAUUGCGCUUCUACGGAUAUAAAAUCAAAGGAGGGGGCCAUUUUGAAAUAGUGAGGAUGUUAGUGGAGGCUGGUGCAGAUAUAAAUCAUCCAACCAAAAAGAACUCCUUUCCUAUACAUGCUGCUUGUUACAAUGGGCGAUUGGAUACUGUUGCUUACCUCAUCAGCAAUGGAGCAAGUAUUCAUGUUGGAGACUUUCACAACAAUACAUGCUUGAUCAUUGCCUCAUAUGGUGGUCACUUAAGUGUAGCUAAAUUUCUCUUGGAAAAUGGGGCCAAUCCCAAUGAGAAGCUGCACUGUGGUACGACUCCUUUGCAUAUUGCUGCAGAAUGUGGUGAUGUCGGUAAUAUAAUUGUAUUACUUGAAAAUGGUGCAGUAUCAUCAAAAAAUGAUAUGGGGUUGAGUCCCUUGAUUGCUACUGCAAAUGGUACUCAAGCACAUGUCUUGGAGUAUCUGGUAACACGUGAGGAAUUCUCCAAGGAGGAAAAAAUUGAAGCUCUUGAGCUUCUUGGAGCUUGUUUUGCUAGUGAUUUGUACUAUUACAAUUUAGGUUUGGCUUACAGUUAUUUGAAGCGGGCCAUGGAAUUGAGGUACAGUGAUACAGAAAAUCCAGUCCUCAAGAAACUACAAAAUCCUAUAGCUGCCUAUGAGUAUUGGAUUGAGACACAAACAUUAGAAGAGCUUCAAAGCAUACAAUAUAAUGUCAAUUCUCUCCAUAUGGAAUCUAUGGCAAUUAAAGAACGUGUACUUGGUGUUAAAAAUCCUGAGGUAGUUGAUUCUGUGGAAUUUCAAGGAUCUGUACUGGCAACAGAAGGACGAUUUGACACAUGUAUAGAGUUGUGGCUCCAUGCAUUACGUAUACGUCGACAAAAGAAAGAGACAGUUUCAAAGAAUCUGAUUCAGUUUGCUGAGGUAUUCUGCAAAAUGUUAAAUUCAAGAAUGAAUGUGAGAUUCUCACAUAUUGCAGAGGUGCUGGAAGCUUGUAUUCAAGAAUUGGAAAGAAGUAAUGAGGCAAAUACAGAUAAACUCUUGGAAGAGCAUUUUGGACAAAUGGGGGAAUUUCAUAAUAAUUAUAAUACAGUGUUGUAUAUUUUAAUAAUUACAACAAAAAUGAUGUAUCUAUGUUCCCCAGAAGAAAAAUCAAAUGUUCAUAAUAUGGUGUCUAAAUUAGUAAAAAUGCAACUGAAAAUGGGAAAUGGUCGAACAUUAUUGCAUUCGUGUGUGGAUGUGGCACCUCCUGUCAUGGAUAGAGACAUAGAAGAUGUUUGCAAAUUUCCUUGUGCAGCAGCUGUAAAACUUUUGGUUGAAUGUGGUGCAGAUGUUAACGCAAUGGAUAUGAAAAGAAAUACUCCAUUGCAUGUUAUUGCAAGUUCUCGAGAUACUUAUCCAGCUUGUAAAAUUAUUUCCACACUCCUUGAUGCAGGUGCUCACAUUGAUGUUGUUAACAUAUAUGGUGAAAUGCCCUUUAAUUUUGCAAAAAAAGAUGCGGUCUUAAAGAGAUUGCUAAUGAACCUGCCAUACAGUUUGAAAUGCUUGGCUGCCAGAGCCGUAAAGGCAUCCAAAAUGUCAUGUGAAGAUUUGAUUCCCCAACAGCUCUUGGAGUUCAUUGAGCUGCAUGGUAUGCCUACUGGAGAAAAUUGGAAGAAUCUGAUUUGAUUUAGAGUAGAUUGUCUUGAUAAUUGAUUAGACAAUGAUUAUAGCUUAAUUUUGAGCAUUUUGUAUAUGGAUAUAUGAUGCACACACUUUGAAGCAUUAUUUGAGGAAUUAGAAGUGUACAAUGAGAUAUUUGUACUAUUUGUCUAUGUAGUCCCAUCUAUUUGUUUAAGUAAUUUUUAUUUAAAUUGAAUCAUUUUACAUAUGAUACUAUGUAAUUAUUUCCAUGUUUUGUGACAUUGACAGACAUACUAAAUUCUUGAAAUUUUAAAUAAAGUAGUAUUGAUGAGUGGAUU
Messenger RNA from Gryllus bimaculatus (two-spotted cricket), 2353 nucleotides. Lineage: Eukaryota; Metazoa; Arthropoda; Insecta; Orthoptera; Gryllidae. The record is from the annotation of a GenBank genome assembly.